GAACUUGAGACUCGGCUGGUUGAAUCAUGGAAAAAGGCCAGUGUUGUCCUGAAAGUGAAUGGAGUUGAUGAGGUCCGACGGCAAUACCUGACGAAACUUCGUGAAUCGACUCCUUGCUACGGAGCUGCUUUCUUCCGUGGAUUGAUAGAACGGCCUGGGAUCAACCCUCUGAACAUCAAAAAAGUUUUCAACUUGCUAAUCAAUGGAGCUCCAGAUACGGAGGUGAUUGUGGGUGUCAACAGCGAAUUCGUAUCCCUCAUCGAUGCAAACCGUCAUGAUUUAGUACUUGUACAGAGAAUACGCGAUUGCACAUGGAGAAAACUUAUUUAUUCUCCGGAAGAAAUCAAAAAAGGCCAUCAACAUCUCCUAUUUCUAUCAUUCCCGGAUGAUGACUACAUCAAAUCACGCAAUGAUUUCCUCGUGGGGAAAGCUGAAAACUUGGCGAACAUGAAGAUGAAUAUCCUCCAUAUUUUUUCGAGUCAAACGAUGUUGUUGAAUGCGAUGCUGAACUCGGUGAAAUCUAAUCUAGGGGAAGAGGACGACCUCACUGACGAAAUAGUGAGUGAUCAGACGAUAGAAUCCACCGGAUACCCAUCUCCUGGUCGAACGACUGUCGCUCGAACGCCAUCUCUAUCGAAAUCUCAUCGUAUGUGUCUAGCAAGUUUUGAAGAUGGUAAAUUUGUUAAAGCAAAAGGCACCUAUAAAAAGGUGGACUGGGAAACUGUUCAACGAGGGGUCGAGGUGGUACUGUAG
Molecule: messenger RNA, 753 nt
Organism: Haemonchus placei
Lineage: Eukaryota; Metazoa; Nematoda; Chromadorea; Rhabditida; Trichostrongylidae
Source: the annotation of a GenBank genome assembly